Trichomonas vaginalis G3 is the source of this 231-nucleotide messenger RNA. RefSeq lists its product as uncharacterized. NCBI's taxonomy places the organism in Eukaryota, Parabasalia, Trichomonadida, Trichomonadidae. The coding region runs from base 1 to 231 and encodes 76 amino acids. The transcript has a single exon. The record is from RefSeq and is a predicted model, not a curated record.
AUGAACUCCAAAUCAACUUCUGCUAAGGCUCUUGCCAUCACGAAGCCAGAGGUGACUGAAGAGAAGUCCUCUAGCGACGAGACAAUCCUCAUGAGUGCCGAGAGCCUGAGGACCUAUAUCAAGAUCGGGGAUCUUGAUCACAAGCAAACUGCUAAGAAGACAGGACCGCAAACUAUUCCUCGGGAGCUACGUUUAAUCAAGACCAGUGUUCCGUACCGAAAAGAGGAAUAA